UGCAUCCGGCUCCUCCCACAGCCCCAGGCGGGCUCCUGAGUGGGGCUCUCAGCUUGUGUGGAGGUACCCCAGGGAUGCCACCCUAAUCUAGCCUCCGUGGAGGCUCAUGCAGGCCACUUGGAGGGGCCAGUGCACUCCGGCAGCCCCUGUCAGGCCCCUGAGCACCGAGCCUCCCCACCGAGGGCAGCUGUCCCGUCUUUGCCACAUUCCAGCAGGGCCCUCGGGGAGGCAGGCCAGGGCCACAUUGUGGAAGCCAGAGGCCUUUGAGCCCCUCCCAGAGCAAGUCUCAGUCCCCAGCCCCCAAGGCAGUUGCCCCGGUGGGUGAGUCAGGCUGCGCGAGGGAGAGCAGCGCCUCCAUCACACGGAAGCGUCCCCGCCGCAGGGAGGCUGAGGCUCUGGCCCUGAUUGGGCACCGGGCGGAGCUACCUUUGCGCUUUGCCUGGUCACGGGGGUAUAACAGGGGUGCGCGGGGCUGGCAGGCGGGGGACACGGGUGCACAGCCGGCGCGGACGCCCCACAGGCCCGCCGGGGACCCGAGGCAAGGAGAGGGACUGCCAGCAUCCCGGGACCCCCGCCCAGCCCCGAGCAGACCCCAUGGCGGACGCGGUGCUGCGCCGGCUCCUGAGGCUGCACCGCACGGAGAUCGCGGUGGCGGUGGACAGCGCCUUUCCCCUGCUGCACGCGCUGGCUGACUACGACGUGGUCCCCGAGGACAAGUUCCAGGAGACGCUUCGUCUGAAGGAGAAGGAGGGCUGCCCCCAGGCCUUCCACGCCCUCCUGUCCUGGCUGCUGACCCAGGACUCCACAGCCAUCCUGGACUUCUGGAGGGUUCUGUUCAAGGACUUCAACGUGGAGCGCUAUGGCCGGCUGCAGCCCAUCCUCGACAGCUUCCCCAAAGAUGUGGACCUCAGCCAGCCCCGGAAGGGGAGGAAGCCCCCGGCCAUCCCCAAGGCUUUGGUGCCGCCACCCAGGCUCCCCACCAAGAGGAAGGCCGCAGAAGAGGCUCGAGCUGCCGCGCCAGCCACCCUGAAUCCAAGGACCACCUGCAGCCCAGGCUCUCAGCUGAAGGCCAAGCCCCCCAGGAAGCCAGAGAGCAGCGCAGAGCAGCAGCGCCUUCCGCUCGGGAAUGGGAUUCAGACCAUGUCAGCUUCAGUCCAGAGAGCUGUGACCGUGUCCUCCGGGGACGUCCCGGGAACCCGAGGAGCCGUGGAGGGGAUCCUCAUCCAGCAGGUGUUUGAGUCAGGGAGCUCCAAGAAGUGCAUCCAGGUCGGGGGGGAGUUUUACACUCCCAGCAAGUUCGAAGAUCCUGGUGGGAAGAGCAAGGCCCGCAGCAGCGGUGGCCUGAAGCCUCUGGUUCGAGCCAAGGGAGCCCAGGGCGCUGCCUCCGGUGGAGGUGAGCCUAGGCUGGGCCAGCAGGGCAGGGUUCCCGCCCCUCCGGCCCUCCCCGGUGACCCCCAGCCCCACCAGAAGAACGAGGACGAGUGUGCCGUGUGCAGGGACGGCGGGGAGCUCAUCUGCUGUGACGGCUGCCCUCGAGCCUUCCACCUGGCCUGCCUGUCCCCGCCGCUCCAGGACAUCCCCAGUGGGACCUGGAGGUGCUCCAGCUGCCUGCAGGCGACAGUCCCUGAGAUGCAGCCCGGAGCAGAGGAGCCCCAGCCCCAGGAUCCACCUGUGGAGACCCCGCUCUCCCUGGGGCUGAGGUCGGCGGGAGAGGAGGUGAGGGGCCCACUCGGGGAGCCCCCAGCCGGCAUGGACACGGCUCUCAUCUACAAGCACCUGCCAGCCCCGCCUCCUGCAGCCCCCCUGCCGGGGCUGGACCCCUCGGCCUUGCACCCCCUACUGUGUGUGAGCCCUGAGGGGCAGCAGCAUCCGGCUCCCAGCGCGCGGUGCGGGGUGUGUGGAGAUGGCACAGACGCGCUGCGGUGUGCUCACUGCGCCGCCGCCUUCCACUGGCGCUGCCACUUCCCCGCAGGCGCCCCCCGGGCAGGGACAGGCCUUCGCUGCAGAUCCUGCUCAGGAGACGUGACCCCAGCCCCUGUGGAGGGGGUGCUGGCCCCCAGUCCUGCCCACCUGGGCCCCGGGCCCACCAAGGACGACACUGCGAGUCAGGAGCCCACUCCGAACAGGGAUGACCUGGAGUCCCUCCUGAGCGAGCACGCCUUUGAUGGCAUCCUGCAGUGGGCCAUCCAGAGCAUGGCCCGCCCGCUGGUGGAGGCGGCUCCCUUCCCCUCCUGACCCCGGACGGCCAGGAUAGCCGGCGGCCUGGAGCUGCCCUCCCUCCCAUGGGGCAGCAGACGGCGCUGAGCUCCCCCUCACGCCACGCAUCUCUGAUCAGAGGGCGCAGAGAAGGAUACCUCCUCCCUUAGCCCUGGAAGCAGGCCGGCUGGGACCAACAAGAAGGGGCGGCACCAUGUCUUGUCCUCGGCUGCAAACACAGCCCUGUGUUUUGCAGACAGCAGCCAUCACGCCUGGAAAUUAAAACCUGUGGUUUCGAGUUA
Molecule: messenger RNA, 2498 nt
Organism: Sapajus apella (tufted capuchin)
Lineage: Eukaryota; Metazoa; Chordata; Mammalia; Primates; Cebidae
Gene: AIRE
Product: autoimmune regulator
Exons: 14
Coding region: 595-2235 (546 amino acids)
Biological process (GO): regulation of transcription by RNA polymerase II; humoral immune response
Cellular component (GO): cytoplasm; nucleus
Molecular function (GO): DNA binding; DNA-binding transcription factor activity, RNA polymerase II-specific; translation regulator activity
Source: RefSeq, a predicted model, not a curated record